This is a messenger RNA of Dendroctonus ponderosae (mountain pine beetle), 2383 nucleotides long. RefSeq names its product choline-phosphate cytidylyltransferase A. NCBI's taxonomy places the organism in Eukaryota, Metazoa, Arthropoda, Insecta, Coleoptera, Curculionidae. The transcript is spliced from 6 exons. Gene Ontology annotation, biological process: CDP-choline pathway. The coding region runs from base 224 to 1576 and encodes 450 amino acids. The record is from RefSeq and is a predicted model, not a curated record. Gene Ontology annotation, molecular function: phosphatidylcholine binding; choline-phosphate cytidylyltransferase activity.
UGCGCGUUUGUCCGCUCUUGUCGCCAGUGGUGGGCCGGAGUUUAUGGAGGAAAAACUCCACAAUUAGCCUCAAUUUUCCUAUGGGGGUUGCAAGGAGUUUGCCCCCUGUGGUAUUCACUAGGGGGCGGAAUGUGGGAAGCCUGGCUGGGGCAGGAACCUGGGAAAAAUGCGCAAUAAGUAGGCGGACGAGCCGACACUGGAAUAUUUCCAUUCCACUUAGGGCAUGGCCUGUUGUGGUGCAGUUCCAAGCUCGUCAUUUUCAUUGAAGCCUACUAAAGUAUACAGGCCGGGUCGUCGUCCGAAGGGGGUUUCUAGACAGAAAGUGCCAACGUAUUGUAGUGUGCCGUACGAUCGUUUUAAUCAGUUUGUGGUGACUAGUGGGACAAUUUCCUUCCGUAGCCUAAACAGGACGUUCUCAAUGCUAGACAUACAAGCCAACGCGAUUGCAGAACCGAACUACAUCGGCCACGCAAUGUCCAGGAAAAGAACCCGCAGCCAUUCGGAGGCCGAUUCCAUCAUUGCCACCCUUACCAUUCCGCAUCAUGUCCAGCCGAUUACAGCGUCGACCUGGCUAGAGGCGCCGUUCAGCGACGAACUGUUGGCGCAUCGCAAUCGGGAGCUGUGCGACUACACUCAGCGAAUCUCGUAUGAGAUGGCGCGUAGCGGACGAGCGCCGCGUCCGGUGCGCGUCUACGCAGACGGCAUCUACGAUCUAUUUCAUCAAGGACACGCCCGCCAACUUAUGCAGGCCAAGAACGUUUUCUCCAACGUCUACCUCAUCGUGGGAGUUUGCAGUGACCGAAUGACGCACAGCAAGAAGGGCCGCACCGUUAUGAACGAGGUGGAGCGCUAUGAGGCGGUGCGUCACUGUCGCUACGUGGACGAAAUCGUCCGCGACGCCCCCUGGGAGGUGGAUGAGGACUUCAUGGAGCGGCAUAAGAUCGACUUUAUUGCCCACGAUGACAUUCCUUAUGGUUCGGAUGACUCCAACGACAUCUAUGCCAAGUGGAAGGCCAAGGGCAUGUUUGUGGCCACUGAGCGCACGGAGGGCGUGUCCACGUCUGAUAUAGUAGCGCGGAUUGUGCGCGACUACGACAUCUACGUGCGCAGAAACCUGGCGCGCGGAUACUCAGCCAAAGACCUCAACAUCUCCUAUCUGAGCGAGAAGAAGAUCCGGCUGCAGAACAAGAUGCACGAGCUCAAAGACAGGGGCAAGCGCGUGAUGGACUCAAUCGGCGAGCGUAAAGACGACAUGAUCGCCAAGUGGGAGGAAAAAUCGAGGGAGUUUAUCGAGAACUUCCUGCUGCUGUUCGGGAAAGAGCGGUUGACCAACAUCUGGCAUGAAAGCAAGGGGAAGAUUCUCAACGCGCUCAGCACGUCCGAAUCGCCCGAUCCUCCUGGAAGUCCCACUUCCAGUGAAGACUUUGACUUUUUGGAGGAUGGCGUCCCUCCCAGGAAGGCGCCUCGUUACGAAUCUCGGUCGGCGCCGCCUGCGUGCAGCUCCUCCAACUACAGCCAGCUCCUUUACGACGACUACAGCGAUGAGGAAGACAGUUUUGCAUCUGCGCAAAGCUAGACCCUGGCUGUACACUUGGGUGCGAAUUCGUGACGGAUCAGAGCAGGAGAGGACGCACGACCUCCUCACUUGCUCUGCACUCGGCACGGUUUAAUUUCUACUUCUUGUGCAAUGAGCGAACGAGUGACUGUUGCUUGAAUGGGCGAAACGCUGCCGCUUGGCCGUACUUUAUUUAUUAAACUAAAUUAUUUUAGUCUAUUAUUUAUGUUUGUGUUAGAGCGAAUGAGUGAAUAAAUUAGAGGAGCCAGCAGGUUUUUCAAAAUUCUCCUAUCAUCAUUGCUUGUAUGAAUCGGCUCCUAUACAGGGUUGGACAUUUUGCUUCAUUUAAUGAGUCACCUAAUCGUUUAAGUAAUUUAUUGAAUUGUUACUAUUACUACUAUACACAAAUGUUAGUGAUAUUAGUCGUUUCUAAGAGUUCGCCUGUCUGCCUGCUUGUUGCACAACAGUUUAGCCUCUAAGUUUGUUACCGCUUGCACCUAGGGCUCCGUUAUUUCCAUCCUUGCGCGCCAUGCAAACGCUUUCUGUCUCCGAUUCGACAUUCCAAUGCGAACAUGUGAUAGUUUCGAAGGCGAUAGGGGAGCCGAUGGGGAGGGGCAUUAGUUCGUUUUUGUAUUGCAUUCGAAUAGGGGAAGAUUUGGGUUACGAGGGGCGGCUGGACGGCCUUUCGACCAAAAAUUAGUAAGCAGUAGUGGCCUGUGAUCGAUUCUCUCUUGGAAAAUCGGCUAUUUUUGUAGACCAUUUUUUAUAGUAUUAUGUUGUUUGCAUGUAAUAUGAUAAUAGACCAAUAAAACAUUCACAUAAAUCAUC